Messenger RNA from Phalaenopsis equestris, 4775 nucleotides. RefSeq names its product ABC transporter G family member 36-like. Gene Ontology annotation, cellular component: membrane. Lineage: Eukaryota; Viridiplantae; Streptophyta; Magnoliopsida; Asparagales; Orchidaceae. The record is from RefSeq and is a predicted model, not a curated record. The coding region runs from base 60 to 4538 and encodes 1492 amino acids. The transcript is spliced from 26 exons. Gene Ontology annotation, molecular function: ATP binding; ATP hydrolysis activity; ABC-type transporter activity.
UCAGCGAAAUUCUCGUCUAACGCGUCCGUAACUGUCGCAGAAUCUGAUGAAAUUUUCUGAUGUAUGAAAACAGCCAGCUCAUGGCUUUCAGAUUAGACGCUAACGGCAGCAGUAGGAGACGGGAAGAGGAGGAGCUCGCCGGACUUCUCCGUCUCAGCUGGACAUCUAUAAGAGAAAGGAAGGCAAGAAGAGAUAAGAGAGCUUCCUUAAAAGCUUUACUGGUUAUAAUGGAGGUCGGGGAGUUAGGGAGGAUAAGUAGCCUAAGACUAGGCAGCUCAAGAAUUUGGGCACGAGAUGAUGCCUUCUCUAAAUCCUCAAAUGAAGAAGACGAUCUUGAGGCCCUCAAAUGGGCAGCACUCGAAAAGCUUCCAACCUACAGCCGCCUGCAGAAGGGUAUACUUCACAUGGAAGAAGGAUAUAAAGAAGUUGAUAUAGAAAACCUUGCACCUGAACAGAGAAGGCAAUUGUUACAGAGACUAGUAAGAGUUACAGAGGAAGAUCAUGAGAGACUGUUGCUGAAGCUUAAGAACCGCAUUGAUAGUGUUGGAAUUGAGCUACCCACCAUAGAAGUGCGUUACGAGCACCUCAGAGUUGAAGCAGAAGCAUAUGUGGGGAAUAGAGGAUUGCCAUCUUUUGUGAAUUUUUUUUUCAAUGUCCUCGAGGGCUUUGCCAAUUACGUCCAUAUAUUACCAAGCAGGAAGAAAAAGUUAACCAUCCUUAAUGAUGUUAGUGGAAUCAUCAAGCCUCGAAGGAUGACUCUACUCCUAGGACCUCCAGCAUCAGGAAAGACCACUUUUUUGCUGGCGCUGGCAGGGAAGUUGGGCUCCGAUAUGAAGAUUUCAGGAACAGUAACUUACAAUGGUCAUCAAAUGGAGGAAUUUGUGCCCCAAAAAACAUCUGCCUAUAUUAGUCAGCACGACCUCCAUCUUGGGGAGAUGACCGUUCGUGAAACCUUAGAAUUCUCUGCAAGAUGUCAGGGAGUUGGUGCCCGUUAUGACAUGUUGGCAGAACUAGCAAGAAGAGAGAAGGAAGCACGCAUAAAGCCAGACCCAGAUAUUGAUGUAUUUAUGAAGGCAACUUUAAUUGAGCACCAAAGGGCCAGCAUAAUCACCGAUUACACAUUGAAGCUUUUAGAUUUGGAAGUUUGUGCUGAUACCAUGGUCGGAGAUAACCUGAGGAGAGGCAUUUCAGGUGGACAAAAGAAACGACUCACGACAGGUGAAAUGAUUGUUGGGCCGAGUAAAGUUUUAUUCAUGGAUGAGAUAUCCACUGGUCUUGACAGCUCAACAACUUUCCAGAUUGUGAACUCUUUAAAACAUUCUAUUCACAUACUAGAUGGCACAGCAGUCAUCUCCUUGCUCCAGCCAGCACCUGAGACUUUCGCCCUCUUUGAUGACAUAAUUCUUCUCUCAGAAGGUCAGGCUGUGUACCAGGGUCCUCGAGAGCAUGUCCUAGAUUUCUUUGAGGCAAUGGGCUUCAAAUGCCCGGAGAGAAAAGGGAUAGCAGACUUCUUGCAGGAAGUCACUUCAAGGAAAGAUCAACAACAAUACUGGGCACGCCAUGAGGAACCUUACAGAUUUGUGAGUGUAAAGGAGUUUAGCGAGGCAUUUCAAUCAUUCCACGUUGGUGAGAAACUGGAGAACGAGCUCUCAGUCUCAUUUGACAAGUGCAAAAGCCAUCCUGCUGCUCUGACAACUUCAAAAUAUGGUGUCAAUAGAAUAGAGUUACUAAAAAUAUGUAUAUCAAGAGAAUGGUUGCUGAUGACGCGCAACUCUUUUGUCUAUUGUUUCAGAGCAUGUCAACUAACAAUAAUGUCAAUCGUUGUUAUGACACUCUUCUUAAGGACAAACAUGCAUCGUGAUUCAGUUGCCAGUGGGGGUAUUUACAUGGGUGCACUCUUCUUCUCAAUAGUUAUGAUCAUGUUUAAUGGAUUUUCAGACCUUGCCUUGACGAUUGUGAAGCUCCCGGUGUUCUACAAACAAAGGGACUGCCUCUUUUAUCCAGCAUGGACCUAUGCACUUCCAUCAUGGAUACUAAAGGUUCCGAUUUCAUUCAUUGAAGUUGGAGUUUGGGUGUUUCUCACUUAUUAUGUGAUAGGAUUCGAUCCGAAUGUUGAAAGGCUUUUUAAACAGUAUUUGCUGCUCCUAAUUGUCAACCAAAUGGCAUCCGGACUAUUCCGUCUCCUAGCUGCAUUAGGGAGAGAGAUGAUUAUUGCAAAUACAUUUGGAUCAUUCUCUUUGCUUGUGAUUUUGAUUUUGGGUGGUUUCAUUCUAUCACAUGAUAAUAUAAAGAAAUGGUGGAUUUGGGGUUACUGGAUAUCACCUUUGAUGUAUGCGCAGAAUGCCAUCACAACCAAUGAGCUCCUUGCGAAGAGUUGGAAGCAUACUCUUCCGGGAUCAUCAGAACCACUUGGAGUGACUGUAUUGAAGUCACGUGGAAUUUUCCCUGAAGCAAAAUGGUACUGGAUUGGCCUGGGUGCAUUGACUGGAUAUAUAUUCCUCUUCAAUUUCCUCUUUGCCGUAGCUCUCACCUAUUUGAAACCAUUUGGGAAAGCUCAGCCAACAAUAUCUGAAGAAAGUCUGAAGGAGAAGCAGGCAAACAUAACAAAAGUAACAGACCAAUCAUUAAUAGGAGAUAAUAGGCCUGAUGGUCAGUUCCAACCCAAGGCCAUGCCCAAAGAAGUUGACAUUGAAGUCCAUGAAAAAAAGAAAGGAAUGGUCCUUCCUUUUGCACCGCUAUCCAUGGCCUUUGACAAUGUAAGGUACUCAGUGGACAUGCCAAAGGAAAUGAAGGCAAAAGGCAUUCAAGAAGAUCGUUUAGAGCUUCUAAAGGGCGUAAGUGGAUCAUUUCGCCCAGGGGUGCUGACAGCAUUGAUGGGCGUUAGUGGUGCAGGGAAGACUACAUUAAUGGAUGUUUUGGCUGGAAGAAAAACAGGUGGAUAUAUAGAUGGAAGCAUAUUUGUAAAUGGAUAUCCAAAAAAUCAGGAAACUUUCGCUCGAAUAUCAGGUUACUGCGAACAAAAUGAUAUUCAUUCCCCCCACGUGACAGUUUACGAGUCUCUUGUAUAUUCAGCAUGGCUUCGGUUGCCUACUGAGGUUGAUUCUGCAACAAGAAAGAUGUUCAUAGAAGAGGUGAUGGAGCUUGUUGAACUUACAACAUUAAGGGAAGCAUUAGUGGGGUUGCCAGGUAUAAAUGGAUUAUCAACCGAGCAACGAAAGAGACUGACGAUUGCUGUUGAGCUUGUUGCUAAUCCCUCGAUUAUUUUCAUGGAUGAGCCUACCUCCGGACUUGAUGCUCGUGCUGCUGCUAUUGUAAUGAGGACGGUGAGGAACACUGUUGAUACUGGGAGAACGGUCGUCUGUACCAUUCAUCAGCCUAGCAUUGAUAUAUUUGAAGCUUUUGAUGAGCUCUUCCUGAUGAAGAGAGGCGGGCAAGAGAUAUAUGUUGGUCCGCUGGGACACCAUUCUUGUCAUCUAAUAACUUACUUUGAGGGAAUUGAAGGUGUAAAUAAGGUUAAAGAUGGCUAUAAUCCUGCAACAUGGAUGUUAGAAGUUACCACAGUAGCCCAAGAAGAAAUCCUGGGGCUGGAUUUUAGUGAGGUCUAUAAGAAUUCUGAAUUGUUUCAAAGGAAUAAAUGUUUGAUCAAGGAACUUAGCACACCACCUCCUGGUGCAAUUGACCUCCACUUCGCCACACAGUACUCUCAGUCCUUCAGCACACAAUGCAUGGCUUGCCUUUGGAAACAAAGGCUUUCAUAUUGGAGAAAUACUUCAUAUACUGCAGUGAGGUUUCUAUUCACAUUGAUUAUUGCCCUGUUGUUUGGUACGAUGUUCUGGGACCUUGGUAAACGAAAGGAUAAACAACAAGAUCUAUUCAAUGCCAUGGGAUCCAUGUAUUCUUCCGUACUUUUCCUGGGAGUUUCAAAUUCUUCCACUGUUCAGCCAGUUGUUGCCGUCGAAAGAACAGUAUUUUACAGGGAAAGANNNNCAGGAAUGUACUCAGCUUUGCCAUAUGCAUUUGGACAGGCUGCAAUAGAGAUCCCAUACGUCUUGGUCCAGGCUAUAACAUAUGCUAUCAUUGUUUACUCAAUGAUAGGAUUUGAAUGGACUGCAGCCAAAUUCUUUUGGUAUUUGUUCUUCAUGUUUUUCACAUUCCUGUACUACACAUACUAUGGAAUGAUGGCAGUAGGUUUGACUCCAAAUUAUAACAUAGCCGCCAUAGUGUCAUCAGCAUUCUAUGCAAUAUGGAAUCUCUUCUCGGGAUUUCUCAUUCCACGCCCUAGUAUGCCUGUGUGGUGGAGAUGGUAUUAUUGGGCUUGUCCAGUCGCAUGGACUUUGUACGGGUUGGUAGUUUCACAGUUUGGAGAUGUAAGAGAUAGGCAUAUUUCUGGUGAGCCAGUGACUGAGUUUAUAAGGCAUUACUUCGGGUUCAAGCAUGAAUUUUUGGGAGUAGUUGCAGUUGUUGUUGUUGGGUUUGCAGCAUUCUUUGCUUUCCUGUUUGGUUUUUCCAUAAAGAUGCUUAACUACCAAAGAAGAUGAAGAUGCCAAUAAAGCAUAUAAGUGUUGUUUCCGAUAUAGCUCAGAAUAAAUUUAGGGUUAGCUUGUCAAUCUUCUCCUAAAUUUGUGUUGCUUGUGUAAAUCACCCAGUUAACAAUUUAUUGCGCUAAAUGUAAGUGUAUACCACUCUAACUCUUGUCCCCUAAAAGCUGUGGAACUGAGAGAAGCUACUUCAUGUACAGGUGAACUCAUAGAAGGGAAAUGAUGAAUAACUUGAAC